AUGAACAUAUUCCGCCUCCCUCGACGCAUACCAAGAACGCAUCUUCUCGCAACACUCUCGCGCCCAUUCACCCUCACGGCCCUGCGGUCGAAAAACCUCCCGCCGCGCCCCAAACCCCCGCCAGACGCCGAGAUCGAAGAGUCCUUCCUCAAGGGCUCCGGCCCAGGCGGCCAGAAGAUUAACAAGACCAACUCGGCAGUUCAAUUGAAACAUGUCCCGACGGGCAUAGUCGUCAAGUCCCAGGCCACCCGGUCGAGAAGCCAGAACCGCAAACACGCGCGCGAACUGCUCGCCCAGAAGGUCGACGACUUGCUCCACGGCGAGCAGAGCCGGUCGAGCAUAGUCGGCCAGGUCAAGAAGAAAAAGGCCGCCAGUGCUGCCAAGAAGAGUCGCCGCAAGUAUAAAAAGUUGGACGAGGAGAGGGAGGCUGCAGGAGAAGAGGAGGGGCCAGAACAUUCACCACGCGAGUCCGAGGGCUCUGGUCAGGUUCAGGGAGAGACUACUAUAGAAGAAACCAAACAUCCCCAAGAAAAUAAUAACCGGCCGUGA
Molecule: messenger RNA, 549 nt
Organism: Metarhizium brunneum ARSEF 3297
Lineage: Eukaryota; Fungi; Ascomycota; Sordariomycetes; Hypocreales; Clavicipitaceae
Biological process (GO): translational termination
Cellular component (GO): mitochondrion
Molecular function (GO): translation release factor activity
Source: RefSeq, a predicted model, not a curated record